Molecule: messenger RNA, 1461 nt
Organism: Pseudozyma flocculosa PF-1
Lineage: Eukaryota; Fungi; Basidiomycota; Ustilaginomycetes; Ustilaginales; Ustilaginaceae
Exons: 1
Coding region: 1-1461 (486 amino acids)
Source: RefSeq, a predicted model, not a curated record
AUGGCAAACGACGACGAACAGGCCCUUCUGCAUGGCACCGACCCCGACGAGGGACGGAGCUACCCAGCGACGGACUUUGGGCCGUCCAGAGCGGUAAGCCCGCUCGUCGGACCGCCCGCCAUUGAGAGGGGGGGGGGGGGGGGGGCUUUGCUGCUGCGCACCGAGGAGCCAUCGACCCGAGAGGAUAUAAGCCGGCCACACUCCGACCCCUUCCUCCCCUCUCAUUCCAUCCUCAUCCUCAUCCACAUCCUCCUCCAACUCGCCUACUUCCUCCUCCUCUUCAUCGAGCUCAUUCAUCGGCCUUCUUCGAACACCCACCCAAGCAACCCUCCGCAAGCCCUCGCCAUGAAGCUCACCGCCACCUUCUCGCUCCUCGCCGCCGCCAUCAUGGCCGGCUCCGUCUCGGCCCAGUCCGACGACAGCUUCGACGCCAUCAUCACGGCGAUUGCCAGCAUCGACCCCACCGCUGGCGGCCCUGACCCGCUCGCCUACCCCUCGCAGCCCGUCGAGGCCGUCGAGGUCGUUGCCAAGCUCAGCGGCGACGGCGACCUGGUCAAGUCGACCGACGCCUUUGACGUCGAGCACUUCCAGGCCGAGUCCAACGACGGCAGCUCGGACGUGACCCUGGUCGGCGAGAGCGCCCCCGUCGCCCGCUCCCUCUACUCGAACGGCAUCAACAAGGGCAGCAUCGCCCGCCGCGAGAUCCCCCCCGUCUCGGUCGCCGCCGACCGCUACGAGCAGGUGUUUGGCAGCAACAACGACCUCUACGCCGCCAAGGGCUUCCACGACGCCUCGAUCCAGGGCCCCUUCUACCUGACCUACACGGUCGUCUCGAACGGCACCGCGCCCGCUCAGUACUCCGCCGCCAAGGAGGCGUGCUUCACCCGCUGCGACAAGACCAAGGGCUGCACCUUUGUCAACAUCUUCAACGAGAAGAACAACCGCCUGCUCGACGAGGUCUUUAGCGAGAAGAGCGACCUCAAGUGCGCCCUCUACGGCGACGUCUUCACCGAGGGCCAGAAGACCAACUACGGCGGCCAGCAGCUCAAGGAGAACGCGCCCCUGACGGCCAUCUACAACUCGUUUGGCUUCCGCAAGCCCGCCGUCGGCGGCCCCGUCGCCGGACCCUUUGACGUGCCCGGCUACAACCGCACCGAGCUCGUCGGCGCCGUCCGCGACAACCUGCUCCCCGCCGGCAGCGGCAACAUUGGCAGCAGCAUGCUGACCCAGUACAGCCCGCAGAAGUGCGCCGACGCGUGCAACCAGAAGGCCGGCUGCAACUACUUCAACAUCUGGAGGGCCGAAGUCAAGGGCGCCCCGCGCUCCUACUCGUGCGUCCUCUACGGCGCCACGCCCGCCUCGGGCACCGACAGGAACUACGGCCAGUGGAUCGAGGGCGGCACCGUCAAGCUCAGCGUCACCCAGUCGCGCGGUUACGCCAAGCAGGCCGUGCCCGUCUAG